UCACACACACACAUACAGACCCCUCUUUCUCUUUCUCCCCAGCCCAUUUCUCCUUCCUUUUUCCACAGCCAUUUAUGAGAUUCCUCCAAUGGUCUUUUCCUUUCCAUUGGAUUGUACAGAUUCCUAGAUGAAAAUACCCCUCUAAAUCCCUCUUAUUUCUUGUUGAUUUUUGGAUGUUCUCUGUGAUUUUUAUGGGACAAUAAGACAUAAGCCUCUUCUGGGUCUCUUGGCUUUUGCUUUGUUGUGCAAACUCUUUUUCUGGGUUGUUGCAGAAAAGCCUUCAUACCCAGUAGUAUGAUGCCAAACAAGGCUUGAAGAGAACAAUUAUAUUUUCUCAAAGUUUUUGUUUGUUUUUCCAAAAUUCUCAACUUUUUGUCAAUAAAUUGGUUUUCCGUCUUUUCUUUUUCCCCUCUAUUUAUCUUUUUUCCCUGUGAAUUUCCUUUGAAUUUAUUUUUUCUUCACUUGAGGAAAAGAGAAAGACAUGGGCAAGCAAGGGCCUUGCUAUCACUGUGGAGUUACAAGCACUCCUCUUUGGCGCAAUGGGCCUCCUGAGAAGCCAGUCUUGUGCAAUGCUUGUGGGUCUCGGUGGAGGACAAAGGGAACACUUGCAAAUUAUACUCCUCUACAUGCUCGGGCAGAACCUGAUGAUUAUGAGGAUCACAGGGUCUCCAGGGUGAAGAGUAUAUCAAUAAAUAAGAACAAAGAAGUGAAACUGCUCAAAAGAAAGCAGCCCAGUGAAAAUACGUUGGUUGGAGGGGGUGCCGCUGAUUACAACCCGGGCUUUCGAAAAGUGAUAGAUGAAGAUACAAGUAAUAGAUCGAGUUCCGGAUCAGCCAUAUCUAAUUCGGAGAGCUGUGCACAAUUUGGUGGUGCAGAUGCAAGUGAUUUGACAGGUCCAGCUCAAUCAAUGGUGUGGGAUACAACAGUGCCUUCUAGGAAAAGGACCUGUGUGAGUCGUUCAAAGCCAUCUCCAGUUGAGAAGCUAACAAAAGAUCUAUAUACUAUUUUACAUGAACAACAAUCUUCAUAUUUCUCUGGAUCUUCUGAAGAGGAUCUGCUUUUUGAGAGUGAAACACCAAUGGUUUCUGUUGAGAUAGGACAUGGAAGUGUUCUCAUUAGGCAUCCGAGCUCAAUAGCUCGAGAUGAGGAAUCUGAAGCUAGCUCGCUUUCGGUUGAGAACAAACAAUUUCCAUCAAAUGAGGCUUAUUCCCAUUGGGCAAUCCCUUCUGUACAUAGUGGUAGCAAGGGUGUCUGUUUUCCAAGUCCUGGGGUCGAAAAAAUGAAGAGCCAUGCUGGACAAGGGUUGCAACCAGAGCAACUUAAAAGGGACAAGUUUCAGAAUGAAAACCAACAAAUCCUCUCUAGCCACAAGUCACCACUGUGUUAUAUAGAUUUGAAUGAUGUUUUGAACUUUGAGGGGUUUAUGAGACACCUGACAAAUGAGGAGCAACAACAAUUACUCAAGUAUCUAUCUCCAGUUGAUCCUGUUAAAGUUCCUGAUAGCAGCCUCAAAAGCAUGUUUGAUAGUCCACAAUUCAAGGAGAACUUAAUUUACUUUCAGCAACUGCUUGCGGAAGGGGUCUUUGAUAUCUCCUUCUCAGGGGCAAAAUCUGAAGACUGCAAGACUUUGAAAAGGCUUGCAUUAUCCAAUUCAUCAAAAUGCAAAUGGGUUGAAAGCUAUCAUCUACUUAAGAAAUGUCAAAAUGGUGCUGGAGGAUCUGGUGCUUUAGGACCUAAUGCCACUGCAGCAAGUAAUUUAACAAAUGUCAAGAGAUCGCGUGACAGCCAAAGUCAAAAUCUUCCAGAAGUAAAGACAAUGAUGAAGUGCCCAAAAAGGGUGAUCAUGAAGGCUAGCUAUGAGAACAAGGAGCUCAUAGACAAUGAUGGUUCUUGCUUUAGUCCAAGAAGCCUGUUUGCUUUGCCUCCUGAUGGUAGCUCCCUCAUGCUGGAUUCAUUACGUUUUGUUGAAGAAAAUUCUGAUCAGGAUCUGCUGCUGGACGUGCCAUCCAAUGGCUCUUUCCCACAGGCAGAGCUUCUUCACCCAGCUUUAAGUUUUGGUGCACAACAGGCAAGCACUAGUAGUAGCUCAAUAUACCCAUAUCAUGGCCGUCGCUGACGAUGUAUACAAUUUCUAAUCACUAGGGCUAUUGUAGACAUGUCUUUGAAAUCUUUGAAUGGGGUUCACAUAUUUUGGGUGGUAAACAGGAAAAAUGUCUGUGAAUGAGGUUUGCUGGUUGAUCUUUCUUUCUUAACCUUUUUGAACUUGAAAAGCAAGGGAUGAACUUUGCGGGCUUUUUUGUAUAGGUUACAAAUAGAUUGUAAUAUAUAAGCUCAUAAUACAGAAGUGGUAAUUUGCAGA
Molecule: messenger RNA, 2359 nt
Organism: Corylus avellana
Lineage: Eukaryota; Viridiplantae; Streptophyta; Magnoliopsida; Fagales; Betulaceae
Gene: GATA26
Product: GATA transcription factor 26
Biological process (GO): regulation of DNA-templated transcription
Molecular function (GO): zinc ion binding; sequence-specific DNA binding
Source: RefSeq, a predicted model, not a curated record